CCCAUUUCUGUGCGAUUCUCAAGCGAUGAGUUUUCAAAUGCCCCAUUCUACCAGUGCAUGCCAUUGCCUGUUCAUUGUAGUUUGUAUCAAGGGCGCUAGGGAAUGGCUUCUUUGAUGUAAGGAUUGGGGGUAGAUGAUGGGAAGGAUUUGUAAAGUCAGCGGGCAAGGCUGUCUGUGCACUUUCCAAAGUACUCUCAAAGACUUGAUGAACACUCCCGCAUGAAUUGAUGGCGACUAGUAGCCGCACUUGAAAGCUGUUUUCUGGCACUCUGAUGGAUGCAACAAGCAUCCACUUAGAGGGUUCAUUUGGAAGCAGACGGAAGGCUGCAUUGUACUGUAAUGGCAGAUUGGCAGACAGUUGUUUUCAUGCGGAUCAAGCAGAUUGCAGAGGCUUCAGUGUGAACUGCGCAACUUGGCACGCAAGUUCAGCGCUGUUUCAAUCAGUCAGCAACCACCUUUGAAGCAGCUUAAUAGACGUUGUAAUAUAAGUUCAGAGGCUUGUGUUUCUAGAAACAAAAUGAGUUUAAUAUCAGGAAGGUUUGUGCUCGCUUGGGUGCUCACAGCGGUGAGCACUCUGUUGUUGCUUCUGUCAUACCAUGGGUUGCGAGACGCUGUUUCUGCGAAGCUGUGGGAGACAAGCCCUGCAAAUGCUGCCCAGCCAAACCUCGCCGUUCAAUCUGGAGACGAUCACUUUGGGCCACUCGAUACGGCUCAGCAGGUGGAGAAAAAGGACAAGGCCCUUCCGACGAGUCCCAAACUAGAGAGUGAGCUUGUAACAAGAGAGGGGAACGCUUUUCUGGAGCAUCAGACGAGCGCCGUUCGGAAGCUCCAGGCGGCCAAAGUAGAAAGGACCCUUCAGACAGUGUCUGAAAGUAGUGCAACUAGAGGGGGAGCCAAACCCUCAGGCACCGGGGGAAGCGCUUGGUGGAAGUAUGUGGAGCAACUAGGGGGGUGGCAAAACUACAUCGACCUGGUCGUCGCGACCACCCCCCGCAUUCACUACCAGGGGAGUAAACCCCACUACCCCCGGGCGUCAACCACUCCCAGUGCGCGUGAGUUAGAAAGCCGGUUAGCGCUGAGUUUAACAAAAAAGGGGAGUGCGUCUGGGGUAGCAACCCCCGUCGAGGACGUCAAAUUCGAGAAGGGGAGCGGGGAGUUUUCAUGGUUCUUUUGGGCGCCCAAACCGGCUGCGGUUAACUAUAACCGCAUCAUUGAGGACGAGCUUCAGGAGAUGGUCAAUGCGCGGCUGCACAAGCGGGGCUUCCCGCACGGUGUGAAUAAGCCCUCUCGCGGGGUGAACACCCCCGAGGAGCACCCCGCUGCCGUUCGGGAGCGGCUGCUUCAAAACCCCGCUUCUUUAACUGCGGAUAGCGGACCGGCAACUCAAGGAGAGGAGUCUGGAGAUGGAGAAGUCUUAGUCGAUGUUGGAGAAGGGCUAAUGGCCGACGUUGGAUUCCACGCCAAGAACGUAACUUUGGAACCUGGGUUGGUUGGAGUUUUCAUGAGCGGGUGCGGAGAGACGUGCGGACAGCACGGGACAUGUAAUGAAGAAAUGGGGCGGUGCGAUUGCCCGUGGGACCAUACGGGACGAGACUGCGCCGUCCUGGCCAUGCCGGCGUGCCGCAUUGGCCAGAAUCGCACGAUUCCGUGCAAUCAGCCCGCCCCCUGCGCAUGCUACCUUCAAUGCGAGCGCUUUGGCUUUGGCCACAGCCAUGCCUGCUUCGACGUCAACCCGCCGUACAUAAGCGAGGGUGCCAUAUGGAGCGCCCCUCAGGUCGUAAUACGGACGGACGGACGCGGCCAUGAAGAAGGGUCCGUUCGGACGUCCAUCGACGAGUCGGACCCCAAUUGGCGGAAAGUACUGCCGUCCCGCUUCUGCCCGUUGGGCUGCAGCGACGUCGGCUGGUGCGAGCGGGACAGCGAAUUGGGCGUCGACCCGCCGUCCGCGCACUGCAACUGCCCGUUCGGCUUCGCCGGCGCCGGCUGCGAGAUCCCCGAGAAGCGGCGCGACAUCCGCGUCUCUUGCCUCAACGACUGCUCGGGGCGCGGGGUUUGCAACCGGGGCUUCUGUCACUGCAAGCCGGGGGCCUUCGGCAUCGACUGCUCGCUCUCUCCGGGCACCCCCAGUCUAGUUUUCACUCAGCCGGGGACGCUUCUCGCAACCGGUUCAGAGGGCCGGGAUCGGAUGCAGAAAGACGAGGAGUCGUGGAUCUACACGUACGAGCAGUCACGGCGGCCGAUCUUCAUGGCGAGGAAGCGCGCGAAGGCCGAACUAGAGCAGGCGGGGUUCGCGGACCCGCUCUUUGUGCCGGAGCCGUCGCCGUCCGCGACACCGAUGAAGAGCUACGGGCCAGGUGGCUGGCGGAAGCAGGUGCCACGUGGCAUCCCUCAGGGCGUGCCAGGUGGCGGCGCGGACGUGGAGUACAUUCCGUUCAUUCAGCCGCAACUGAUUGAGGCAAACCCCGCUGUUCUGCAGCAGGCGAUUGAUUCCGCUUUGGGGGGGGUGGAAACGGGGCAGGAAGCGACCCCCUCCACGAAUCCCGCUCUCCUGCAGCAGGUGAUUGAUUCCGCUCUGGGGGGGGGGGAAGCGGGGCAGGAAGCGACCCCCUCGCCGCAGCAAGCGGCGGUUGCGGCGGUCGUACUAACCGGGCAGUCAGAAGAGCAGGUUACGGAACUAACCGGUAAUCCCGCAAUGGAUGUGGGAGCGGCAGAGGGGGAAGGCGACAAAGAGGUUUUGGGGGGGGUCGUUGAGCAGGGCGAGGAGGGGGGGGCGCAGCGGAGGGAGGAGGUUGAAACGGCGGAAGAGGAAAACCAGGGGGGAACUAGGGGCGAGGGGGAAACGGGUGUGGAUGACAGUGCAGGGCCGGAGGAAAAGGCGAUCGAAGCUUUGGAGGAGGGUCUGCCUCUAGUGGAGCACUUUGAGGGAGUUGCCGGGGAUGGAGGGGAGACGGGUGGUCUGGUCUUGGAAGAGGAUCGAACGGGUGGGGGGGAAAUGGGGCAAGAGAUUUUGGGGGAAGAGCAAGACACUCUAGGCGGAGUGCAAGAUACUCUGGGGGCGGAGGGCGAAGCAGACGGGGAGGUAAAAGAAUGGGUUGGUCAGGAGGAUCCGGGGAGAAUCGGGGAAGCCGUUGACGAGCCAGCAGAGGAAACGCCUCAGUUGCGGAGAUCGUCUCGGUUCCGAAAAGUUUUGGAGUGGGUGGAGUUCAGAGUGGGCGGUGAAGAGCACCGAGGGAAGAUGCGAGGGGGCGGGGUGGGCAACCGGGCGCUUCUGCUCGUCCAGGCAGGGGUUGAUGAAGUAGAUCCGAAUGAGUUCACCGAAGAAAAAACCCCGGACCAGUAUCGGGGCGCGGAAAUGGUUUCCAGAGGCGCCGCUCACGGAACCGCUGUUUCCCGGGGAUUUAACCGGACCGCGAAUCGGAACCCGUUCUUCAACCCGAUGAGGACGCCUUCCCCGUCGGAAAUGGACGAACUGUAUCUAAACCAGACGGUGCAGAACCUGAUUCGGCAGGAGGAGAUGCGGUGGUUUGCGCUGAAGCGCGCGUAUCCGAACAACACGUUUUACCAGAAGCCGCUGAGCCUGAACAUUACGCAGCUUCGGCAGACCGCAGUAAUCCAGCUGAGAAACGUGCGCCUGCAACUAGAGAUGCAGCAGCGGAUCCGCGAGGCGAAACUAGAGGAGGAGCGGCGGUUCGUCGCGUCACUCGCGCACAUGCGCAACAAGACGCGCGGCAGGGGGGCGGCGCAGCCCCUGAUCUACGUGUACGAGCUGCCCCCCCAUUUGAAUACGUGGACGUACGUCCAUUCCGGGGCGGGCGCGGAUCGGACGGCGCCGGUGAUCUUUCUGGAGCGGCUUUUGCAUUCCCCCCACCGAACGACGGACCCGAAACUCGCCGACUUUUUCUUUGUACCCGCUUGGCCGCGUUGGCACCUCAACCGGGGGCCGUACCUAGAGUCCGUCGUCCAAUACCUGAGAGCCACGUGGCCGUACUUCGACGCUCGGGGAGGCGCCGACCACAUCUGGUUCACGACCGACGACUGGGGUCCGUGCGAGGAAACCGGGUUUAGGAACCGGGUCAUCGGCGCGGGGGUUCUGCUAACCUUCUGGGGUUACGACAAAAACGCCCGGAAUGGGGGGGACGAGCCGUGCUUCAUUCCCGGGCAGGAUAUCGUUGUCCCUCCGAAUUUGGAGUACGACAUUCUGGCGAAAAGGAAGGAGGCGGAGGAGCGGGGCCGGUUGAGAAUCGGAUUAAGGAACCGCACGAACUGGUUCUACUUUGCGGGGAGCUCCGGCCGGCUGGCAGAGAGCACAGGGACGGGGCGGAAGGAGUACAGCUUUGGGGUGCGCCAGGCGGUUUUCGACCACUUCGAAGACGACAACCGGUUCAAGCUCGAGGAGCUGCGUUUCGGCGCGUCGGACUACCUGGCCGAGAUGGCCAACUCCCUCUUCUGCCUCGCGCCCUCCGGCCACGGAUGGGGCACCCGCGCCACGCAGGCGGUCAUCCUCGGCUGCGUCCCUGUCGUCAUUCAGAACGAUGUGACGCAACCGUUUGAGUACGAUUUGAUUGACUGGGAGACGUUCGGCGUCCGGAUCCGGAACGAGGAUGUGCCACGUAUCCCCCAGAUCCUGGGAGCGAUACACGUGACCGAGAUCGAGAAGAAGCAGAGGAUUAUGGGGCAGGUGUGGCCGCGAUUCUUGUGGCAGUCACAUUCAGAGGGACCGCUAGAGGUGAUUCAAGCAGGUGAUUACAAGGAUAGCUUGAAGGAGGUGUUGCAGCGUAGGGAUGCCUUUUCUACGACGAUGGAGGUAUUGCAACAACGGCUUCAAAUGGAAGACUAAGUUAAACGAGAAAUUUUUAGAGGAAAAGGCUUCAUGUAAACCAUUUUAAGUAUGUCGACAUUCAAGUGCUCUUCAGCACGUUUCAAUGGAGGUGACUCAAUGGAGAAGUGUUUGCUCAUGCAUGAU
Molecule: messenger RNA, 4963 nt
Organism: Klebsormidium nitens
Lineage: Eukaryota; Viridiplantae; Streptophyta; Klebsormidiophyceae; Klebsormidiales; Klebsormidiaceae
Source: the annotation of a GenBank genome assembly